GAUCUUGAAACAAAUGAAAAUUAUAUAAAAAAUAAUAAAUCUAAUUUAGAUGAUAAUUUUUGGGAAAAUUUAUUUACUUUAAAUGAAGAUGAAUUAGAUUUAUUAGAUGAUGAUAAUGAAUUAAAUUUAUUAAAUGAAGAUAAUGAAUUAGAUUUAUUAGAUGAAGAUAAUGAAUUAGAUUUAUUAAAUGAAGAUGAAGAUAUGGAAUUAGAAUCAAAUAAACUUGAUGAAAUUCAAAAAUACUAG
Messenger RNA from Racocetra fulgida, 246 nucleotides. The record is from the annotation of a GenBank genome assembly. Lineage: Eukaryota; Fungi; Glomeromycota; Glomeromycetes; Diversisporales; Gigasporaceae.